AUGGCACCAGAAAUCAAGAACGUCGCCAUUGCCGGCGCUGCCGGUAACGUGGGCCCCCACGUCCUCAAAGCUCUCAUGGACACCAACAAAUUCAGCAUCACCAUCCUCACGCGCAAAGCCGGCUCUCACGAGUUCCCCUCCAGCUGCACCGUCAAGGAGGUAGACUACGAGUCCCUCGACUCCCUCACCGCCGCCCUCAAGGGCCAGGACGCAUUCGUCAACUGCACGAGCAACUUCGACCCCAAGGCCGCGACCCGCGUGGUAGACGCCGCUGUCGCCGCCGGCGUGUACCGCUACAUCCCGCCCGACUUCGGCAUCGACCCCAACAAGGCCCACGUCCCGGAGCUGCCCGUGUUCGGCAUCAAGGCGCUGACGCGCAAGUACAUGGAGGCCAAGGCGCAGGAGGUGGGCGACAAGUUCACGUGGACCAUCAUCGCCAAUGGGCCCUUCCUCGACUGGGGCAUCCGGUCGACCUUCAUGGGCUUCGACGUCAAGAAGAAGAAGAUCACGUACUUCAACGACGGCGACAACGUGGUUCCCUACACGAACCUCCCCGACGUCGGCAAAGCUGUCCUCGGGUCGCUGACGAACCCCGACGACUCGGCCAACCGUAUCAUCUAUGUGCACACGAUCAACAAGUCUCAGAAGCAGCUUGCGCAGCUCGCGAAGGAGGCGAUUGGCGGGGAGUGGGAGGAGAUUAAGACGGAUAUGGACGCCGUCUAUGCGCAGUGCAUGGAGCAGAUCAAGAAGGGCGUCAUGACCCCUGACGUCUUGAUCCCGCAGAUUCCGUAUGCUUGCACAAAGAAGCAUUAUGCCGCUCCAUGGGAGAAGAGCGACAACGCAAUGCUGGGUGUGAAGGAGUGGAGUGACGAGGAGGUGAAGACGCUGUUCAAGCAAAUUGACAAGGAGUAG
Messenger RNA from Colletotrichum siamense, 912 nucleotides. RefSeq names its product Bifunctional pinoresinol-lariciresinol reductase. The transcript is spliced from 2 exons. Gene Ontology annotation, molecular function: oxidoreductase activity. The record is from RefSeq and is a predicted model, not a curated record. Bases 1 to 912 code for a protein of 303 amino acids. Lineage: Eukaryota; Fungi; Ascomycota; Sordariomycetes; Glomerellales; Glomerellaceae.